This is a messenger RNA of Camellia sinensis, 2143 nucleotides long. RefSeq names its product calcium-dependent protein kinase 2. NCBI's taxonomy places the organism in Eukaryota, Viridiplantae, Streptophyta, Magnoliopsida, Ericales, Theaceae. Gene Ontology annotation, biological process: protein phosphorylation. The record is from RefSeq and is a predicted model, not a curated record. Gene Ontology annotation, molecular function: calcium ion binding; protein kinase activity; ATP binding.
AGCUGGUAAAAACCAUCAGCUGUAAACCUGAAGGAUUGAGGUUCAAGAGUCAACACUCAACAGACAAUAGUCCUAAGUAAAUUGAGUAAAUUAUUUCUUUAUCCUCCAAAAUUUCAAAAUUUCAUAAUUUCAUACUCAUCAAUCAUUCAAUUGAUCUGGGUUUUGCGUCAAUCAGCAAUCUUGUUGAUCUCUUCUCUUUUUUACCCCCUCGCCAUUUCUUAUCUUUUGUUUCCUUUUUCUUGUCAUCUUCUGCGCUACAGUUAUAUUCCUUUAUUUUGGGUCUGUUCUUCCCAGUUCAUGAAUCUGUGACUUUUCCAAGAAAAUCGACUGUCUAUACGGUUUUCCUGAUCUGGGUUUUGUUGAAGAGAUAGGUUGCAGAAAUGGGUGGUUGUUGCGGCAAGGAGAAGGUUUCAGAACCAGGCUUUAAUGGUGGAAAACCCUCUACUGAAUACAGCCAGCUCCAUCCACAAACCUACCACCAGCCUCCGCCACAGCCGCCGCCGCAGAUCCCCUCACCAUUGAAGCCCACACCACCACCACCCACCAGGCAUGUUCACAAAUCACAGAUAGAUACAAUACUUGAUAAGCCAUUUGAAGACAUUAAAGCACACUACACUUUAGGAAAAGAACUGGGUAGGGGUCAAUUUGGGGUAACCUAUCUUUGUACUGAGAAUUCAACUGGGCAUAGCUAUGCUUGUAAGUCAAUCUUGAAGAGAAAACUUAGAACCAAGAAUGACAGAGAUGAUGUGAAGAGAGAGGUUCAGAUAAUGCAGCAUUUGAGUGGGCAGCCAAACAUUGUGGAAUUUAGGGGUGUUUAUGAGGAUAGGCAGUCAGUACAUGUGGUGAUGGAGCUCUGCGCUGGCGGCGAGCUUUUCGAUAGGAUUAUUGCUCAGGGACAGUAUUCUGAGAGAGCGGCUGCUGGGAUUUGUAGGGCAAUUGUGAAUGUGGUUCACGUUUGCCAUUUUAUGGGGGUGAUGCAUAGGGAUCUCAAACCAGAGAACUUCUUGUUGUCAAGCAAGGAUGAGGGAGCUAUGUUGAAGGCUACUGAUUUCGGGCUGUCAGUGUUCAUCGAAGAGGGAAAGGUGUACAAAGACAUAGUGGGUAGUGCUUACUAUGUCGCUCCUGAAGUCUUGCGGCGUAGUUAUGGAAAGGAAAUAGAUGUUUGGAGUGCAGGAGUUAUUUUGUAUAUUCUACUCAGUGGUGUACCCCCAUUUUGGGCUGAAACUGAGAAGGGUAUAUUUGAUGCCAUUCUGCAAGGAGAACUUGACUUUGUAAGCCCACCUUGGCCAUCUAUAUCAAACAGUGCCAAAGACCUUGUGCGGAAGAUGCUGACACAGGACCCCAGAAAGAGGAUUACUGCUGCAAAAGUUCUUGUGCACCCAUGGAUUCGGGAAGAUGGAGAUGCAUCUGACAAGCCAAUAGACAGUGCGGUGCUCUCUAGAAUGAAGCAAUUCAGGGCAAUGAAUAAGAUGAAACAACUUGCGUUGAAGGUCAUUGCGGAAAAUCUAUCUGAAGAAGACAUCAAAGGUCUUAAAGCAAUGUUCACAAACAUGGACACAGACAAGAGUGGCACUAUCACCUAUGAGGAAUUAAAGACAGGAUUGGCCCGGCUUGGGUCAAAGUUGUCUGAGGUUGAAGUAAAGCAACUCAUGGAAGCUGCUGAUGUGGAUGGAAACGGAACAAUUGACUACAUCGAAUUUAUCACUGCAACAAUGCAUAGACACAAAUUAGAAAGAGAUGAGCAUCUAUUUAAGGCAUUUCAGUAUUUUGACAAGGAUAACAGCGGCUUUAUUACAAGAGAUGAAUUGGAAAGUGCUAUGAAGGAGUAUGGAAUGGGCGAUGAUGACACCAUAAGGGAAAUAAUAUCAGAGGUUGAUACGGACAAUGAUGGUAGAAUCAACUACGAAGAAUUUUGCACAAUGAUGAGAAGCGAAACUCAACAAGGCAACACGCUCUUUUAGUUUCAUCAAUGAUCUUCUCAAACUAUUAAAGAGUUGUCAGGUUAAAAAAUGUUUAACCACGAGUCAUAUCUUGACUUCUUCUGAACCUAGGCAGCGGGCAUAGGAGACGCUUUUUGGUUUUGAUUGCCUGGGGUUGAAGUGCAGUAUUGUGCAUAUCUAGCUUCUUUAUUGACUCUCUUUUU